Arachis duranensis is the source of this 1455-nucleotide messenger RNA. RefSeq names its product putative pentatricopeptide repeat-containing protein At3g13770, mitochondrial. The record is from RefSeq and is a predicted model, not a curated record. The annotation marks the transcript as partial. Gene Ontology annotation, molecular function: RNA binding; protein binding. Gene Ontology annotation, biological process: RNA modification. Lineage: Eukaryota; Viridiplantae; Streptophyta; Magnoliopsida; Fabales; Fabaceae. The transcript is spliced from 2 exons.
UUCAAAAUGCACGUUAUUCUCCCUACAAGACAUGUCAUACGUUCCAUCAUCCACAAAACCUUAAUCCAACAAAAACAACACCAUCACCAACUAAAACUUCUUCUUCCAACUCAUCCUUCAAACUCACUACAUGUUCUCAGCACAUUCAUUCCCUCUAACAACAAUCUCCAACAAUCACUUCUACAAAUGGCCCUUUGUGGAUAUGACAUGAACUUCCAAGAAUACAACACACUCUUGAACGAGUGUGUGAUCAGAAGAGCAUUUAGGGAAGGGCAAAGGGUACAUGCCCACAUGAUCAAAACCCGCUAUCUUCCUGCAGUGUACCUCAGGACAAGGUUGAUUGUGUUCUACGCUAAGUGUGAUUCCUUGGCAGAUGCCCACCGGGUGCUCGAUGAAAUGCCUGAACAGAAUGUGGUCUCGUGGACUGCCAUGAUUUCUGCGUAUUCUCAGAGAGGGUAUGCCAUUCAAGCCUUGAAUCUUUUUGUACAGAUGUUAAGAUCAGGUACAGAACCUAACGAGUUCACUUUUGCUACUGUACUUACUUCUUGUACAGGUUCUCUGGGAUUCUUCUUGGGGAGGCAAAUCCACUCCCUUAUCAUAAGAUUAAAUUACGAAGUGCAUGUUUUUGUUGGAAGUUCACUCCUUGAUAUGUAUGCUAAAGAUGGUAAAAUUCAUGAAGCUCGAGACAUAUUUGAAUGCUUGCCAGAAAGGGAUGUAGUUUCUUGCACUGCUAUAAUCGCUGGAUAUGCUCAACUGAGUUUGGAUGAGGAAGCACUGGAGCUGUUUCGCCGGUUACAGGGGGAAGGAAUGCAAUCCAAUUAUGUUACUUACACUAGUGUCUUAACUGCGCUUUCUGGACUUGCUGCUUUAGAUCAUGGGAAGCAAGUGCACAACCAUGUUCUUCGCGCUGAACUUCCAUCAUAUGUGGUUCUCCAAAAUUCAUUGAUUGACAUGUACUCAAAAUGUGGCAACCUCACUUAUUCUAGAAGAAUUUUCGAUACCAUGCAUGAGAGAACAGUUAUCUCUUGGAAUGCAAUGCUGGUUGGUUAUAGCAAACAUGGAAUGGGAAGAGAAGUGCUUGAGCUUUUCACUUUAAUGAGAGAUGAAAACAAAGUCAAGCCUGACAGGGUCACAAUUUUGGCCGUUUUAUCUGGCUGCAGUCACGGGGGACUGGAAAACAAGGGGAUGGAUAUAUUUUAUGAUAUGAUCGAUGAAAAAAUCGCAGUUGAGCCAGAGCCUGAGCAUUAUGGUUGUGUUGUUGAUUUGCUUGGUCGUGCUGGUCGGGUAGAAGAAGCUCUUGAGUUCAUAAAAAAAAUGCCUUUUGAACCAACAGCCGCUAUAUUGGGUUCCCUUUUAGGUGCUUGCAGAGUUCAUUCAAAUGUUGACAUUGGUGAAUUUGUGGGGCGUCGUCUUCUAGAGAUCGAACCUGGGAAUGCCGGAAACUAUGUUAUUCUU